Molecule: messenger RNA, 1247 nt
Organism: Drosophila erecta
Lineage: Eukaryota; Metazoa; Arthropoda; Insecta; Diptera; Drosophilidae
Product: telomere-binding protein cav
Exons: 2
Coding region: 132-1118 (328 amino acids)
Source: RefSeq, a predicted model, not a curated record
ACAUUAAGAAACUGUAAAUACUGAUUAAUCGAUAACCUCACAGAGAGUAGAUCGGCAUUUAGCCGCGAAUUUCAUCAAAAAAUGUAGAUUUUUUUUAAUUUUAUAUCGUGUGGGUUUAUACAAAGCGUAAAAUGUCUGACACGCAAAUAUCUAGCUUCCUGAGGAAGUAUCUAGCCGAUGAGGACAGAAAAAUUCGUGCGCAAUUCAAAGAAAGCGAUCCCAAAAACAAAUUGAUUCUAUGGAUGCACGAAAAAACGAGAAUAACAGAGGAUGACUUGAAGCGCCCAUACACCAAGGACGAGGUAAGGGAGCUGUGUCUACGCACCAAAGUAAAAGUCGAUAUGACCGCUUGGAAUUGUUUGUGGGAGGCCAAAAAGAGGUUUGACGCAAAAGGGCGUUUUGAAAACAAAUCUGAGAAAUUUAUCAACCGAAUGUAUAUGAAAGCGGUGCGCAGGAAGAUGGUCCAACCGUAUCCGGAGGAGUAUGUGGCCCAGCGAAGAGAAGUGAUUGCCGCCGAGACCAAGAAGUUCAACAUCAGCCGAUUGGAUAGAUGGCAAAAGCAAAAGAGUCAAAACCGAUCGGCACCAGAAUCCUCUUCAGCUCUGGUCGGUCAUGCAUCUCAGCAAGAUUCUCAGGAUAAUGAAGCGGUGGAGACCCACGAAGACCAAGCUAACACAAAUCGGUAUUCAGUGUCUCAAAUGGAACCGAUGGCUCGGCCAGUCGUGUCGGCAUCAGAUCUUAGCGGCAUCGGGGACGAUGAGGACGAACAGCAACAGCAGCAGUCAGAAUUUCAGACCGAGCACACCGACUGUCCAGAGACACAGAUGAGAUGCGAUCAAAUUAAUUCGGGUAGCUUGCCGAUGGGACUGACUAAUUCGGAGUCUGCGCCGGACUACUAUAUGUUUGGCACCCAAUUGAGCACAUCAGUACGACCCACGUCGACUCAAGAGGCUGAUGAUCAGAUAGCCUGUCCAGAGACCGAGACGAAUGAGAGUUGGGUAAGGUGUGAUCAAAUUAAUUCGGAAAGCAUGUCGAUUGGACCGUCAAUUGAUUCAGAAGGAAAUAUCAGUUUACAAAAUUCGGGGUCUGAGCCGAUCGACGUUGAUUCGAUGGCCUGAUGUCCGUAUAUCAUUUGUAAGUUACCAUUUUUAACUAUAUAAAGUUCUGCGUUUAUUGGUGUUAUUUAAUUAAAAACAUGUAAUCCCUAAAAAUGUUAUAAAAUGUGUAAUAAAAAUCCUUAAUUAAAA